This is a messenger RNA of Nasonia vitripennis (jewel wasp), 3495 nucleotides long. RefSeq lists its product as uncharacterized. Bases 469 to 3303 code for a protein of 944 amino acids. Lineage: Eukaryota; Metazoa; Arthropoda; Insecta; Hymenoptera; Pteromalidae. The transcript is spliced from 15 exons. The record is from RefSeq and is a predicted model, not a curated record.
CUGAAGUUAACUUUGUAUCUCUGUAUGUAUUUUCUCCUUUCGAGUAUCGCAAAAAUCAACCUAAAAAUUUUGAGUGUUUACAACUAAAUUUGUACGCCAGUUCAUUUUUAAUGAGUACGAAAACUUCGAUGUAGAAAUGUAUCGUCUUACUGUAUGUUCGGUAUGUCCCGCUUGCGACUAUGUCGUUUGAAUGGGACGACGAAGUUGUGGACAAAUUCCUCGAGGAGUAUCGUCAACACGAAUGUCUCUGGAAUCCGUAUCAUCGAAACUUUACUGAUUGCUACGCAAGAAACGAAGCACUCAAAAAGAUCGUCAAAGUGUUGAGGGCUGAACUAACAAUAGAGGACUGUUUGAAGAUUUUGAGGAGCAUAAGGAAAAAUUCUACUGUUCAGGUACUUGGAAGAGCAAACGAAGAAUUUAACUCGACGUUUAAGAUCUCGAUCGAGAUGGCUCUGCAUCGUGGAAUCGAUGCUGGAGAAGAUAGUUCGCGAUGAGGAAGAAGAGGACGUCAAGAAGAAAAGCAAAAAACAGCUGGUACCAAAAGUCAAGACGCUGUAUCGUCAUACCAUUAGUUCGAGUAAUCGCAGAAAAGACUGUACGGUAAGUCUUGUUAGAUCGAAAUCAACAGGAAGCUGUUCCAAGGGCAAAAGUCUCGGCAGAGCCAAGAGCAAGAAAAAAAGUAAGAAAAAUUCACAAGGCAAGCUGGAUAAGGGAAGUCGAUUCUGCAGCGAUGUUGAGAAAACGAAAGAAAGGAACUCCUGUAAACGAUCGGACAUGCAAGAUUGUGCGAGACCGCAGACGGCUUGGGGUAGACAGCGAAACAACUAUCUUGACAAUCUAAACUGGACGACGUACGAUACGAGUUGCGCUCGAACGCUCGAGUGUCCAGCUUAUUCCUCACACCUUGAUAGGAUCAGUCGCGUCGAGAAUAUCUGCAGGGACCCCUGUUCGGUUCCUGCCACUGGGUAUCAAUGUCAAACUCGUUCGAAUCCACCUACUGCCUCAUGUAAUUGGGAAGGUAGAAAAAGGAAUACCGAUAUUCAGCCGACUCCACCAUCAGUUAUCGAAACACGCAACUGCCGAGUAACGAGACCAACCAGCAGUUGCAGCGAGAGAAGAACACCUAGUUCGCAGGACUCGAAUUGUCCUGCUGCUCCUGAAAAGCGCUCGCGUUCCUGUAAGGACAAGGAUAAACCGACGAUGAAAACGGCAUCUACGUCAUGCUGUCUUUGUCCUGAGAAAAGCGCUACGGAGAAGCCGAAGCAGUGCGAAGCGACCAUCAAAGCCAACACGGAAUCGGCACAGAUGCCCGACGUUUGCACCAAGGCAACGUGUCCUAGUUUUUCAAAGAGUACAACGACGGUAACGUCUCCGGAGAAACGGCCGUACACGACCAACAUCGUCCCUGUGGAAAACAGCAACAAAUGCGUUGGCACCAUUGACUGCAACAAAAACGUGAGAUUCGAGUGUAAUCAGGAUCUUCAGCAGUGUGUUUCUAGCUUUCAAACGACUCCUCGCGUGGCAGCGAAAUUCGAGAAUGGUGUUCUUGAAGCUUACUCGCAGUUCAAAGUGAUUUUUCCUACUAGGCCUGAUUCAAAUAUAAGCUCGACUAACACCUGCAGAGAAAGUAGCAGUGUGAGCUUGAAAGCUCCAGCACCAGUGAAAAAGGUGACGCAGCGCGUGCAAACCGACAGCACGACACGAGACUGUGCGGUUUCAGUGAACAGUUCCGAAUUCUUGUGUCCAAGUAGACCUCAAAGCGCCAAAGGUUCCUGUUGUCCUAAUCGUUGUCUGAGUCAGAGGAACACGCAGAUCGGCACCGAUGACGAUAUUGUUGAAGUUUGUUAUCAAGAUAACGCGGCGACAUCGCUAGAAGCUGAAAAGACUCUGCACGAUUUCGUUUUACUGACACCUGGAGGUAAAUAUGUUCCACUGGUGAGAUCGGUUGCAAGUGAAAAAAUGCAGGUCUUCACCGAAUGUUGUGCUGAUGCUAAUAGGCCUGCUGAAAAAGUGCCGGAUGUUUGUGAGACCGCACCAUCGCGAAUUCGAGAGAAACAGAUGCCAACUACUUUGGAUGACGAAAAAUGCGAUUCGUCGACCACAAAAUUACUUCUGCGGUGCUUAGAGCAGAUGCUCAAUUUAGAAGAACAAGAGGAAAAAGGAAAGUCAGCAGAUACUCAAGAAGAUCCUUGGGAACCCUGCAAGCACAAAGAACUCACGGAAAAAGCUGCUCUCGGCUGUUCCAAAGAAAAACCAACAAAUCCAAGAAUCGAUCUCGGUUGCUCAAGUCCUCGAGGCAAAUUGACGCAAAAUUUCCUGGAGAUCUUGAAGUGUGCUCUGGAAUUGGACCAUGGAAAAAAGGCCGAUAUUUGCGAUGACGACGGACAGAAGCAAGACAAGAACUGCGACUGCGAUGACGCUGUCCCCGACAAAAAGGAGCCUCCUACUCCUGAAAAUUCUUGCGACAAUGAGAAUAGAAAUUGCGCUGCACGAGGCGAUCGAAUGAUUCGAUGCUCAUCUCAAACAUCCGAAAGACUCGCGAAUAAAUCUGAAGUGAAAGUGCCGAUCAAGGAAGACAAAUCUGUACACUGUCAGGAACUUCUCAACUGUACUCAACCCAUCAAGGUAAAAGAAUCUCCCUGCCGCGAUGCACCCAUCGUCAGAAGCUGUGCUGUCGACUCCAAUUCUGUUGAGCUGUCGAGUUUGCAGCCACGAACAACAUCCCCGAAUUCGACUUUAGGGGAUAAACAAGUUUACUAUAAAAAGACCGUGAAACAAACGGGCGAAGGACACUCCAGGAUACUGGAGAAAACCGUUGCUUACAAAGCAUCGACGAGUGGAACUUGCAUCGAUAGUACGGUAACGAAGGAUACCGGUGUGCAGGAGGAAAUUUUGAGCUCGUCUAGAGGAACGCAGUGCGAGCCCAGAAGUAGAGAAACGAAAACUUCAAAUGUGAAUUCAGUGGGAACGCAAAAACGGGACACGGUUCUCGAAUACCUUGUUGGAUGUGCAAAUCGCACGGAAAAAAUCUGUCCUGUUAGACAAACGCCGAGAACUUCAAAAUCUCCGACACCUAAUAGAAUCAUUACGAGAAAGUCGCGAACGAAUUUGCCACCUGAUCAAUGCCAACAAGACAACGCCACAGGAGUGAGUUACGUCAAGUGCAAUCAGUUUUACCGAUCAUACGUGGUUCGAAGCCCGACGAGGUUGACGCCGACACCGCAGGAAAAUGUAGACAGAAAACUAAAAGAAUAUCAUCGUCGAGUCAGUGCGUUAAAAAAGAUUUGUAACUCAGAUCAUUGAGAUGACAUUUCUUAUAACGUGACGCGAUUGCAUUUCUGAUCACGUGUGAAGUGACAAAUUUUUAUGUACAAAGUACAUGUGUGGGUUAAUAAGUAAUAUCGUUAUUGUUUACUUUGAAGUGUAUAAAAACGUGAGAAGUUUACUCUUUUGAUGAAAAUAAAAUUUUUCUCGAAUACUCUUCUGACAGAGAAA